This is a messenger RNA of Raphanus sativus (radish), 1051 nucleotides long. RefSeq lists its product as uncharacterized. The coding region runs from base 1 to 1047 and encodes 348 amino acids. The record is from RefSeq and is a predicted model, not a curated record. The transcript is spliced from 7 exons. Lineage: Eukaryota; Viridiplantae; Streptophyta; Magnoliopsida; Brassicales; Brassicaceae.
AUGGCUUUACAUAUACUCUUCGUUCUCUUUUCUUAUGUGCUUUUAACGCAAGCGGUUGAAGGAAACACUGAUGUGAGAUUUACUGAAUUUGACUGUGUUGAUAUAUACAAACAACCAGCUUUCAAACAUCCAUUGCUGAAACACCAUAAGAUUCCGGAAACUUUCAAUUUGGAUGCAGAUCUUGAUAGAAAAAGUGAAUAUAAAACGAAUUAUCAAAGUUGUUCAAAAGGAACAGUGCCAAUCUUAAAACAAAGAAACGAAACUAAGAGCGUUCAUCUUGACACAGUCGAGUAUCCAGGGCAACAUUUUGCAACAAUCGAGACCGUUUUGGAUGGGAGCAUCUAUCGAGGAGCAGAAGCUAAUAUAAGUCUUCAUAGCUUAACUCUGCAGAAUAACCAGUAUAGUAAAAGUCAAAUAUGGUUAGAGAAUGGACCUCGUAAUGAACUCAAUAGCAUUCAAGUUGGUUGGGCAGUACAUCCAAGAUUGUAUGGUGACAGUCGCACGAGAUUUACAAUAUAUUGGACCGCGGAUGGUUACAAAAAGUCAGGAUGCUACAACAUACAGUGUCCUGGCUUUAUUAUUGUAACUCGAAUUCCGUGGAUUGGAAUAGCGUUUCCUAGAACAUCUAUCUAUGGUAGUAAUAAGUCAUUUACUUUCACUCCACAAGUAUUCCAGGAUGGCUUCAGCGGACACUGGGCAUUAAAAAUAUUUAAUGAAGUAAUUGGUUAUUGGCCCAAAGAAUUAUUGACACAUUUAAAUGAAGGAGCAUCUUUAAUACGUUUUGGAGGAAAUUCCUUUAUGUCUCCGGAUGGAGUCAGUCCUCCAAUGGGAAAUGGACAUUUUCCGGUUAUUGACUUUCAGAAAAGUUCAUUUUUUUUGCAUGUGAAAGUUAGGAACUCUAACAAUCAAUUACUUGAUAUUGAAGACAGGAAAACAAGACGUUAUUCAGAUUCGCUCCAGUGUUAUAGAUUAACGUAUUGGGGUUAUUCCAAGCCAAACGGAGUAUCAUUCUCCUUUGGAGGUCCGGGUGGAGACUGUGGUACUUGAUGAU